AUGUCGAAUGUCCAGAAAAUAAAUGAUGAACUUGUCGUUCAUCUCAACGAAGAAGUUGGUUCUGGAACUUUUGGAAUGGUUUUCAAAGGAAUGUACAAAAAUAAAGUGUGUGCUAUAAAGAUGCUUCACCAUGUUGCCACACCAUUGAAAAUCAAUUUUCCUGUUGGUCAAGGACAAGAAAAUGCAAUUCGUGCGUUUGGUUAUGAAAGCAUGGUUCUGGAAUCUUUUCAACAUCCAAAUGUUCUUCAACACUUGGCAACAACUAAGUAUCUAUCAGGAAAUACCAUGUUAGUGACAGAGCUGAUGGAUUGCAACUUGAGUACUUAUCUCUCUACACCUGAUCACUCAAGCUCUCUCACAAGUCAGUGUGAGAUUAGCCUCUCAAAGGAUUUAGCUUCUGGUCUUGCCUACAUCCACAGCAGGAAGAUCAUUCACCGCGAUCUUUGUGGCGUUAAUGUCUUGUUAAAGCGAAGUCAACCCUUUCCUGUAGCUAAGAUCUCUGACUUUGGAAUGUCCAAGCUACUCGAUCCCUUAAAAUUCAACACCACUAUUAGUCAUCGCUUGGGUUAUCUACCUCCCGAGGCACUUCACGAGGGUGAUGAAGAUUAUGAUGAAACUCUAGACGUAUUCUCGUUGGGGGUGAUCAUGAUGCAGAUUGCUUGCAGAUUAGAAAACGUCAAAUCUGCAAAGGAAAGAUUGUCAUAUCUUGCAGAAAUUAAAGCCGGCACACACCUGCUUAAACUACACAUUAUGGCCUGCUUGCAAGAAAAAAGACCAUCAGCCGCUGUUGUCUGUGGACAAUUGGAGAAACAUCUGCUGUAUAGAGAUGCUUACAGACAGGAUUAUGAUCUUGUUACAAUCGGAGGAAAACGCCCAAUUUUGCACUCAGGUAAUGCAGUGACUCCACUAGCCACUCCACACACAACCACUCAGUCAGUUCAUGAGACGACAGCGACUGCAGCUCAGUUGAGUCAAGAGUGCUCGGAUGAAGCUCUUCUCCAGUUGUCUACUGAGAUUGCUGGAUACAACGAUUACAAGCACAGGCUGGGCGUCAGUUAUGCUGAGAUUAAGAAUAUCGAUCUGACAAUUGAUGGUAUUCCAGGGAAAUUCCUCGCUGCUCUAAAGAAGUGGAAGAGUAAAAAUAUUCUCCAAUUCAAUCCAUCGAAUUCAACAGCUACUUACGGUCGAUUAGUGGAGAUUGCCUCAGAGAUUGAGGACGGAGGGGCAGUUCGCAGCAUUCACAAGGCCUGUGUGGAGCAUACAUUUCAACCACAUAAGACGAUAGUGACAGCGACUGCAGCUCAGUUGAGUCAAGAGUGCUCGGAUGAAGCUCUUCUCCAGUUGUCUACCGAGAUUGCUGGCUAUGACAGAUACAAGCACAGGCUGGGCCUCAGUCAUGCUGAGAUUGGUGCUAUCGAUAAGUCUCCUUCCAUGGUUGAUAAUAUCCCAGGAAGAUUUCUCGCUGCUCUGAAGAUGUGGAAGAGUAAAAGUAUUCUCGAAAUGUAUCCAUUGAAUUCAACAGCUACUUACGAUCAAUUAGUGGAGAUUGCUACAAAGAUUGAGGACGGAGAGGCAGUUCGCAGCAUUCACAAGGCCUGUGUGGAGCAUACAUGACUGGAGGUCAUGGAUCAGUCAACACCAUCAUACACUACCAACACUUAGACACUUAGGACAAUGGCCUGGAUUUAUGUAUUUUAAGUUUGUUUACUUGCUCUUGUUAUUUAUUUUGUGUGUGCAAUUGAAUUAUUCUCCUCUAGACA
Halichondria panicea is the source of this 1760-nucleotide messenger RNA. RefSeq lists its product as uncharacterized. The coding region runs from base 1 to 1614 and encodes 537 amino acids. The record is from RefSeq and is a predicted model, not a curated record. Lineage: Eukaryota; Metazoa; Porifera; Demospongiae; Suberitida; Halichondriidae. Gene Ontology annotation, molecular function: protein serine/threonine kinase activity; ATP binding. Gene Ontology annotation, biological process: protein phosphorylation. The transcript has 7 exons.